Molecule: messenger RNA, 1085 nt
Organism: Daucus carota subsp. sativus
Lineage: Eukaryota; Viridiplantae; Streptophyta; Magnoliopsida; Apiales; Apiaceae
Product: ras-related protein RABD2a
Exons: 8
Coding region: 154-762 (202 amino acids)
Biological process (GO): vesicle-mediated transport
Molecular function (GO): GTPase activity; GTP binding
Source: RefSeq, a predicted model, not a curated record
GUGACAAGAGGCUCUAAAAUAGUCCGAUAUAUGAAGCGAUCGAUCUUGAUCUUACCCGAACACAAAGUCAAAAUACAACCCGGUUAUUAGUUUUGGUUGCAUCUAUCUCCAUCUUCCUUCUUUGAAUUCUUCAACACCCCCGUCAGAUUCAUCAUGAAUGCUGAGUAUGACUAUCUUUUCAAGCUUUUGCUUAUUGGUGAUUCUGGUGUUGGCAAAUCAUGUCUCCUCCUGAGAUUUGCUGAUGAUUCAUACUUGGAGAGUUACAUUAGCACUAUUGGAGUUGACUUUAAAAUCCGUACUGUUGAGCAAGACGGGAAGACAAUUAAACUUCAGAUUUGGGAUACUGCAGGGCAAGAACGUUUUAGAACAAUAACUAGCAGCUAUUACCGUGGGGCACAUGGUAUCAUAGUUGUUUAUGAUGUGACUGACCAAGAUAGCUUCAAUAAUGUUAAACAAUGGCUGAGUGAAAUUGAUCGCUACGCAAGUGAGAAUGUCAAUAAACUUCUUGUUGGGAACAAGUCUGACCUCACUGCGAAUAAAGUAGUUUCAUAUGAAACAGCCAAGGCAUUUGCCGAUGAAAUAGGCAUUCCAUUUAUGGAAGCCAGUGCAAAAGAUGCUACUAAUGUGGAGCAGGCCUUUAUGGCCAUGACUUCAUCAAUCAAAGAAAGGAUGGCAAGCCAACCUUCGAUGAAUGCGAAGCCGCCAACAGUGAACAUCCGUGGACAGCCUGUUGCACAGAACAGUGGCUGCUGUUCUUCUUAAGGAUGAGCUAUGUUGCCUGCACACAUGCUGGCAUAUAAAAUGGCUCCGUCGUGUACAACUGUUCGUCUUUGUAAUAGUGUUUAUUUUAGUGUUGCAAUGUUUUAGUUAUCUUACAUUUAAUCAAGCAAAAGGAAGUACAAAUCAAGAAUGGACGUUCAUAUUAACUUUGUUUAUUCUGCUGCAUAUUGCCAUCAGACGCAUUGACCAUAUCACAUUUUAAUCACAUUGGCAGGCGAGUGUUGUAAUGUUUGCCAGUUGCACUCGCAAUUGGGCUCACCAUUUUACAUUCGGCUUUGCUUGGAGCAUGUGCUGCUUAUCUUUCA